ACCAAGCUAGUAGUUUGGUAUCGAUAAUGAGGCGAUCUGCUUCUUCGUCCUGGCUCGCACGCGCCGUGCUCCUCCUGCCUAUUAUCGCAUGGUGCUUCCUGCUGCCAUGCUGUGCCGCUAGGCCCAAAGGCUUUAAUUUUCCAACCUGGUGGCGCGGACGAGGAAUACAGCCGCAAUCACCUAUGCCCGGGAAAUCAAGGGGACAGAACCAUGACUACGCUCCGCUGCCAGAACUUGCGCCGCCCGGGCCGCCGAAGCAACAUUACUGCCCGGGGUGUGGCCAUGACUACGCUCCACCGCCGUUGGUGGGUGUGGCACUUGAGUCGCCCGGGCCGCCGGAGCAACAUCGCUGCCCGGGGUGUGACCAUGUCUACGGUCUGCCUCCGGCAGGUACUCCACUUGCGACGCCUGAGCCACCGAAGCAACAGGACUGCCCGGGGUGUGCACAUGACUACACUCUGCCGCACAAGGCGGGUACGGCACUUCCAGUACCAUAAGAACCUACCCGACACAAGGUUCAGAACAACGUCCCACGAACCUUCACCCGGGGCUGCAACAACGGUAGAAGAGGAGAGAUUGCCUGAUUCAACCAACUUUGUACAAUUAUUAGUGGCAUUGUAUGUUUGGACAUCACGAACUAGUUUCCUUCAAUUUCAAUUUUUUUUCUCCUAGACAUUUUCGUUUUCACCAAAGCAAGAGUUUCAUGAUUUUCCGUUCGGUUUUUACAAUUCUUGUCCAUUAGACGGCCAAGAAAGUGGAAUAGCAACAAUGCACAUAUGCAGUGUAGUGAAAUUCGAACUA
Molecule: messenger RNA, 801 nt
Organism: Triticum urartu
Lineage: Eukaryota; Viridiplantae; Streptophyta; Magnoliopsida; Poales; Poaceae
Source: RefSeq, a predicted model, not a curated record